UGUACCUCCCCCGGCAUGUUUGGCAUCCCAGCCGGACAGAUCACACCCUCCCCAGCCCCUGUUCUCAGGUAUAAAAGGAGCCGAGGUCCCAGCAGCUCUUCACUCUCUGCUCAGAGCCGACACUCAGCCAUGUCUUCGUUCUCCAACCGCAGCAGCUACCUGUCCUCCUCCAUGAUGGCCUCCUCCCGCCGCAGCAGUGGUCUGGGAUCCGGGAGCGUCUACGGAGGAGCCGGAGGCUCCGGAGUUCGUGUCUCCAAGUCCUCCUUCAGUGUUGGAUCUGCAGCAGGUGCUGGUGCUGGUGGCUUUGACCUGUCUGACGCCAUCGAUGUCUCCACCAGCAAGAAGGCCACCAUGCAGAACCUGAACGACCGCCUGGCCUCCUACCUGGAGAAGGUCCGCAGCCUGGAGAAGGCCAACGGCGAGCUGGAGCUGAAGAUCCGACGCUUCCUGGAGAAAAAAGUUGCACCAGAGUCUCACGACUUCUGCGGCUUCAACGUCCGCAUCAAGGACAUGCAGGACCAGAUCAACGUCGCUGCUCGAGGAAACGCCGCCCUCAUCCUCGCCAUCGACAACGCCAAGCUCGCCACCGACGACUUCAAAGUGAAGUACGAGAACGAGCUGGCCAUGCAUCAGUCGGUGGAGGCCGACAUCGGCGGGUUGAAGAGAGUCCUGGAGGAGCUGACCAUGACCCGGGCCGACCUGGACAUGCAGGCGGAGAGUCUGAGGGAGGAGCUGAUCCAGCUCAAGAGGAACCACGAGGAGGACCUGCUGGCUCUGAGGUCCCAGAUGGGCGGUCAAGUGCACGUGGAGGUGGACGCCGCUCCUCAGGAGGACCUGUCCGCCGUCAUGGCAGGAAUCAGAGAACACUACGAGACUGUCGCCAGCAAGAACCGCAGAGACCUGGAGGCCUGGUUCCAGGCCAAGUCGGCUGAGCUGAACAAAGAGGUGGCUGUGAGCACGGAGACCCUGCAGACGUCCAAGUCCGAGAUCGGAGAGCUCAGACGAACUCUUCAGACUCUGGAGAUCAAACUGCAGGCUCAGAUCAGCAAGAAAGCAGCUGUGGAGGGAACUCUGGCUGAGACCAGGUCCCGUUACGCCAACAUGCUGGCAGGUUACCAGAUGCAGGUCGGCGGUCUGGAGGAUCAGCUGGCUCAGCUGAGAGCCGACCUGGAGAAGCAGAGGAUCCAGUACAAUGAACUGCUGGACAUCAAGACCAGGCUGGAGAUGGAGAUCGCCGAGUACAGGAGGCUGCUGGACGGAGACACCGAGAGCCGCUCCGUGACCACCACCACCAAGACCACCAGGGUGGUGACCAUCGUGCAGGAAGUGGACGCCUCUGGAAACGUGGUGACCAGCAGCUCCAGUUAGUCCAGAAACAAAAAGAUGGGCUGUGAACUGAGUCUGUGUGCAGAUUGUCAAUAAAAUGAAGUCUGACGUCA
Larimichthys crocea (large yellow croaker) is the source of this 1439-nucleotide messenger RNA. RefSeq names its product keratin, type I cytoskeletal 13. Bases 16 to 1368 code for a protein of 450 amino acids. Gene Ontology annotation, molecular function: structural molecule activity. The record is from RefSeq and is a predicted model, not a curated record. Gene Ontology annotation, cellular component: cytoskeleton. The transcript is spliced from 7 exons. NCBI's taxonomy places the organism in Eukaryota, Metazoa, Chordata, Actinopteri, Sciaenidae.